Cyprinus carpio (common carp) is the source of this 2995-nucleotide messenger RNA. RefSeq names its product probable G-protein coupled receptor 141. Gene Ontology annotation, cellular component: membrane. Lineage: Eukaryota; Metazoa; Chordata; Actinopteri; Cypriniformes; Cyprinidae. Gene Ontology annotation, biological process: G protein-coupled receptor signaling pathway. The record is from RefSeq and is a predicted model, not a curated record. The coding region runs from base 723 to 1613 and encodes 296 amino acids. The transcript has 3 exons. Gene Ontology annotation, molecular function: G protein-coupled receptor activity; oxysterol binding.
AUUGCAAUGCUAACUUCCUUGUGCGUGGGAUUUGAAAAUAUUUAAUCUCUACUGUGGCAAAUAAUAGACGAGAGGUAUUUCCUGAAGGCUCUGGAGGCUGUCCGUUUGACAUUGACAGAAGAUUUACACAUGAACUGACUAGCUGACAUCACAUUUAUCUUCAACUCUCUUGCCACCUACAGUAAAUGGAUGAACUGUCUCUAUUACAUCAAACUGUCAGCAUGCUGUUGCUGAAGGAAUAUUGACAUUCACUACAUUGAUACUACGGGUAAAUUGGUAAGUAUCUGCAAUCAUUUUCUUGUGCCAAAUAUUGUAGAAAUUGAGUAGAAAAUAGUUUAAAAGAGUUGUUUAUUUAGUAAUAUUUUGCAGAAUAAACCUAAUGUUAUCAUGUUAUGUAAAAAAAAAAAGAAAAAGAAAAACAUGUUAGGCCUACUUUACAAAUACAUUUACAGGUUGCCUUGACUUAAAUAGUCAGUUACAUAGAUUUAGGAUUUUUGUCAUCUUUUUCUUUUUUGCAUCUUCCUUCAAAAUUGAAAGUUGUUUAGAAGCAUUGUGCAAGAAGCAAGUGUUUUGAAACUUCUACUUCUGCUAAUAUUACAUCAUAUGAAAGAAACAUCAGGUUCAGCGCAUUUAAAACACCCUAGAAGAUCUUCAAAUUAUUUUUAACCUUGACAGGGCCAAAACAUUUUACCAGGAAAAAAGUUUUGGGAAAACUGUCAGGUAUGAUCCUAAACAACACCACAAACCAAACUGGCCUGCCGGAGGACUUUAGAAUUGCUCUUCUGGUUGUAUAUAUAUUCAUCUUUCUUGCUGGGACUCUGAAUGUUGUACUAAUGUCCUGUAUGCUACAGUCCCAAAGACGUCUCUCUUUCACCAAAGUGUCUGUAAUCAACCUGAUAGCAGUGCACUCCUUUUUCCUUCUCACGGUGCCCUUUCGCAUUUACUAUUAUGCUUCUGAAAAAGACUGGAUUCUUGGCAUAUAUUUCUGCAAAAUUGUCAGUAUUAUGAUCCAUGCCCACAUGUAUCUUGCAUUCAUCUUCUAUGUCUUCCUUCUAAUUGUGCGCUAUCGGGAGCACUCUGAUCAGCAGCACAAGCUAAAGUUUCAUCGCAUCCUUCACGCCACGAUUGCAAGUGCAAGCGUCUGGAUGGUCAUAUUCGGCGCUAUGAUCCCAGCAACUGCUAAUUAUGGAAUGGCACAGAACGAUUCAACUCAUUGCUUUAAUUUUGGUCAGGCUCUCACCCAGCCUACUGUGAAGACAUUAAACUAUGUAAUUUGUAUACUAGUAAUACUGGUUUGGAGUGUUCUGGCAGUUUUCCAAGUUUAUUUUCUGCUCAAAGUGAGUAAAACAUUUGGAAAGGCCACAUGUCAACGUCAAGAGUUCUGGGCACAACUGAAGAAUGUUGUUUUCCUGUUGGUUAUGUUUUUUUGUUUUGUGCCCUAUCAAGGAUUCAGAGUGUAUUUUGUGAGUGAAUAUGGCGAGAUUGAAGAAAUGAAUCAUAUAAAUGAAGUAUUACUUGCUGUCACUGGUGUCAGCUGCAUUGAUAUGAUUGCUUUUGCUGGUAGAGAUGUAUGCAAACUAAUAAAUUCAAGGGGAUGGUUUAACUGUUUAUAGAAACUAUAUUGUAUAUUGUUAUUGAUAUAGGGAAUUGUUUUCCAUUUUCUUAUCUUUGUUUUUGAUGCAUUUGUGCCUUAUAAGCUUAAAAUAAUUGUUCAGCAUGACAGAAUGUUUGGAAAUAACCAAGUGUUUUAUUGAUCUAUAAUGAAAUUUGCAUUAAAUAAUUGACAGUAUUUGGAUGUAUUUACAUUAUAUAUGUGGUCUUUUUUCCUUGUUAGGUGUUCAGAGAAAACUUUUCCACAUUUAUUUUUACAUUAGUGUGCAGAUAAUAUAUUUAAAGCCAUUAAAAUAGUGGACAGGGUUCGAUAACUGUGAUGUGCAUACUCAUUUCUGCAAAGGAAAAUUUCCUUUUUGUAUUUUAGCACCCUCUAGAGGCAUCGAAACACUUGCAUGCGUAUUCUAACUAACUACAUCCUCAAUCGAAUUUUACUUGUGAAAUAACUACUUUUCAGAACUGCUUCAUUUCAACAGUAACUGUACUUCUGUUAGGACAUUAAAUACUUCUUCCUCUUUCAAGCUGAUCCUUUUAUGGUGAAUGGAAAUACCUUCUUUUGUACUGGAUAUGAUUGAUUCUGACGUAAACACAGUUCUUUUCGUCUACUAUUUAGUAAGCCCUACUUUUUGAAAAAUAAAUAAAUGACACACAUUUUCCUGACAACCAUAGUUGGUUGAUGACUAAAAUUACAUCCCUGCGCUGGUGUUGAGGUUGAACAAUUGAUUGGCGAACCCAAAGCCACUUCCAGUAAACUAUGACUAAUUAUAUACUGUAAUACCAUAAAAACAUCAUCAUGUGGGACCGAUCAGCACCCGCUAUAAACUGCAAAACCAGUAACCACAGCUGAUAGGGUUUUUGUUUACAUCCUAGGGGUCAAUGAAAAGACACCUCAUCGCUGCAAUAUGCUACUGCUGUAGAGAUUUUUAAAUGGUAUGCAGAAAAUGUUAGUGCUCCCUGAAGUACAGCUUACCACUGAAAUAACAGUCUUGAGAUAUUGCUGUAACAGCCUGGAAACAGUAACACAAGAAGAGGCCGUGGGCUGUGGUGAGAUUCUCUGUUUAGCCAAUCAGACGACUUUUGAGGUGCAUGUUCACAGCGGCAAGUCCAUAUAUGGGAAGCCGGAAUCUGAGCUUUUCAUUAAUUUGGAGGGUGCGAUUGUUUGUGAUUUCUCCUGAUUUCUGUUUUGCGGCCUACAGAGCCAAGCCUCCAAAAAGAGACCUAACCAAUAAAAAAAGUAAGAGCGGAGUCAAUGUCUUUGAAGCUUGCAAUGGUUGAUAACAGAUGCCGAUUUUUUUUGUUGCUUUUUGGCUUGACAGGUCUUAGAUAUGUAACAUUAUAGAUACCUAUACAUGGGUAUAUCUAUGGGUAUAUAACUGCAUAGUCA